Messenger RNA from Pseudo-nitzschia multistriata, 2887 nucleotides. NCBI's taxonomy places the organism in Eukaryota, Bacillariophyta, Bacillariophyceae, Bacillariales, Bacillariaceae. The record is from the annotation of a GenBank genome assembly.
CCUGACAAGUACGGGUACGAGUAUGCCAAAUAUCAUUGCACCUUGUCCAUCUUCAAUCUUUUGAUGAGUUUGUGUCGUCCUUGAUUCCACGAUUUCUGUUUUGCAAGGUAAGAAUCAAUAACGUCCGACGUAUCAUUUCACGACGUCGGCCCGCUUACACCAGUCACCAUCUGCCAGGAGUCAAUCGCAACCGAAGACAGUCUCAACUCACAACGCACUACGAUACAAACACACAACGAUGAUUUUCGGUAGAACUGCUAUGAUCUUUCUCUGCUCCGUGGCUGCGCUGCGCAACACUGCCACGAGAACUUCCGUUUCCGCCUUCUCGUCGUCGUCUUCCCCCGUCGCUCGCAGAUCGAUUGCCAGCAACCAGCAAUUGAAGGUCUCCUUUCUAGAAGACCUCACCAGAGGGUUCUCGAACAUGGCCGGGUCCGGUUCAAAGUCCAAGUACUACACCGUCGGUAUCACCGGGGCUAGCGGAUUGAUCGGAACCGCCUUCCAGAACGAACUGCAGGCCGCCGGCACGGUCAACGGGAAACCCGUGCGUGUCGUCACCUUCCAAAGAGGAAACGAGGCCGAAGCCGUCGACGAAGAAGCCCUCAGCGACGACAGCUUCACGUCCACGAAAUCCAUCACCUGGAAUCCCUCCGGCAACGAGGCCUCGGUCGAUUCCAGCGUUCUCCAGAGCCUCGAUGCCCUCGUGCACCUCAGCGGAGAAAACAUCUCGACCGGGGAGGGCCUCCUCGCCCCCCUCGGAAUCCGGCCCUGGACCGAUUCCAAGAAGGAGGAAAUCAUUAACUCCCGCACCACUACCACCUCGGCCCUGGCCGGCGCCAUUGCCGCGUCCGGAAACAAGAACUGCGAUUUUUUGGUCGCCAGCGGCGUCGGCGUCUACGGGCCCGACUUUGUAGGCCCGAACGCCGCCCCCGCCGCCGACGAGUCGGCCGAUGUGUCGUCGACCGGAGGCUUUCUGGCCGAGGUCUCCCGCGUAUGGGAGGCUUCCACCAAGAGCGCCCAGGCCGCCGGAAACCGGGUCGUCCAGAUGCGAAACGGGGUGGCCCUCUCCACCAAGGGCGGCGCUUUGGCCAAGCUGUACCCGAUUUUCUUCCUCGGUGGGGGUGGCGUCGUCGGCGGUGGCGACCAAUACUUUCCGUUUGUCUCAAACCGCGACAUGGCCCGGGCCAUGGUCCACCUCCUGGAAACCCCUUCGAUCAAGGGCCCGGUCAACAUGUGCGCCCCCGAGCCGGCCACCAAUGCCGACUUCACGGACGCCAUGGGAACCGUCCUGAAGCGGCCGACGCUGCUCCCUUUCCCGGGAUUCGCCGUCUCGCUGCUCUUCGGGGAAAUGGGGGAAGAGGUUCUGCUGGGGGGAACCCGUGCAGCCCCAAAGAAACUUCUGGACAGCGGCUUCCAAUUCCUCCACCCCACCGUGGAGGACGCGGUCCGGUCGGCCGUCGACGAGGAAAGCCAGAUCUAAACCACUGGCCUUCAUCGCAACAUACCACUCCUUCACCGAGCGAAGGAAGAAACAAAUGGGUGUUUGGCGUUUGUAGCGAAUAAGAUUUGUGUAACUACUCACUGUAACUACUCAACUACACCAAAAAUACUCUUGGGAGGCAAUAUUGUUUUUUAAAUGAUUGUUGUCUUUCCCAGGAAGCAAAUUCUAUGCCAGAGGUAUUUUCUAGUCGUGUCGUAGGAUAAAAAUUAUGAAUCAUGCAUGAAAUAUGCGAUGGCUGGUGCAUGGAUCGCGUGUCACCGAAUUUAUGUUGGAAAUGAAGAUUUUCGCCCACAAUGGCGGUAUUUGGUUGGGCCUUUUCUUUAUUCAAAAGUAUCCGGAAAACAUUGCUGCUUCCGCAGUUGUUCUAUCUGCUCUUGGUAUUGACCCUCGGAGGAAUGAAACAAUGAAGUGCUGCACGACGACCUUGUGUGAGGAAUGGAUUGAGUUACGCUUACAUUCAUCAGUGGCGACGAAAGGAGACUAUUUUCUUCAAAAACUUCUUUGCUCUCCGUCCAAGACGACGAAAAUGAUGGAAACAAUUGAGAUUGUUUCCCAAAGCUUUCUUCCGUUCUACCCCAUCGGGAUCUUUUUUAUUUUCCAUUGUCAUCUCUAUCUGGCAUUGGUAGUGCCCUCCUUCGAUUGAACGACGUGGAGAAAAGUAGGAGGAUGAGGUAGAAGGAAGGCUUGUAGGGAAAGCAAUCACUCCGAGUUUCUUUCGUUUCCGCACACAUGAUUCAUUGAAUGUUAGGCCUUUCAAAAAAUCUGGCAAAGAAUCGUCGUCGCCUUUGUCGUCGUCGUUGUCGCCAGCUCUACAAUUGUGAGCGAUGCUCUUUCGCGGUGUCCGAGAGCAAGUUUUGGAGUUAUUCUUUCGGUUUCUGUGAUCGUAACGGUGCCAAUUGGUUUUGCCGGUGGUGCCUCCUCCUGCCGAUGGGUUUGUGGAAGGACAAGUGCUAGCCGUGUCGAAAUCACGAGAGAGGUUGUUGGUGAUUCCUCCAAGAUCGUCCUGUUCCCUCGUUCGAUUAUUCCGGAUUUCCCGGGCCGCACCGGAAGAGAGCGGGCUGCGCCUCCGACGAAAGACGGCGCCUGCAUUGGUGGUGGUGUCGUCAAGCAAACCAAUUGCUUGCGGAUCCCACCGCAUUUGUUGGCAAUGCAUGUCGCCGCACACAUACUGGGAGCUCCGAAAGGAGAAGUCGUACGCCGAAAACACAACGGCCUCGAUGAGAUGGUUGUGGUGAUGGCGAUCCGUUGAGCACUUCUCCUCGUCGUCGCUUCUUGGAUUGUAGGCAGAAUUCAUGGCGCUUCUUUGCCGUUUUCUCUUGUUUGGAUAGCUGGCGACGAAGCUGCUUGUGAUGUUGUUCGUGUUGUCUCUAAUAGAUGUUAUCUUUCUGU